AUGAAGUUCACCAUCCUCACCUCCGCACUCUUCCUCGCCAGCGCUGCCAUGGCCAACCCCGAUGGCAUUGACGUGAACUCCAUCGUGUCCGCCGCCGAGAGCGUUGCUUCUGCCGCUGCCUCCGGCGGCCAGUCCAUUGGCUCCGACGUUGUUGCCGAAGCUACCUCCCUCGCCAACGCCGCCUCGACCGGUGGUGCCGCUGCCGUCAGCUCCAUCACCAAGGAUGCUGCAUCCAUUGCCUCUGCCGCCGAGACUGCUGGUUCCUCUAUCAAGUCUGCCGGCGAGUCCAUUGGCUCCGAUGCUGCCAGCCGUGCCUCCACCUGGGUCAGCCAGUUCACUACGACCAACUCCAACGGCCAGACUACCACCGUUGCCUCCACAAUUACUACUGCUCCUUCUUCUACUACCGGCACUGCUACCUCCUCCAGUGCUUCCUCUACUAGCACUGGUGGUGCUAUGGCCCGUCCUGAGGCUAUGGGUGCUGCCUUUGCUGGUAUGGCUGGUAUGCUCGGUGUUAUGGUUGCCCUGUAA
Messenger RNA from Penicillium subrubescens, 531 nucleotides. Its product is annotated as putative GPI anchored protein. The record is from RefSeq and is a predicted model, not a curated record. Bases 1 to 531 code for a protein of 176 amino acids. NCBI's taxonomy places the organism in Eukaryota, Fungi, Ascomycota, Eurotiomycetes, Eurotiales, Aspergillaceae. The transcript has a single exon.